Messenger RNA from Eucalyptus grandis, 1654 nucleotides. Its product is annotated as amino acid permease 3. Lineage: Eukaryota; Viridiplantae; Streptophyta; Magnoliopsida; Myrtales; Myrtaceae. The transcript has 6 exons. The record is from RefSeq and is a predicted model, not a curated record. Gene Ontology annotation, cellular component: plasma membrane.
AUGGCAUACAUGAGUUUUACUUCCGAGUUUGAAACAUCGGUCUUCGAAGUUGAUUUGGGGGCAAUUCCCAAUCGUUCCAUUGUCACUUGGGCCACUGCGUAGCUCGGCUGGAUUGCUGGUCUCGCUGUCAUGCUCCCGUUCGCCUUGGUCACUUACUACACCUCCACCCUCCUUGCCGCCUGUUACCGCUCCAGUGACCCCAUCAACGGCAGGCGCAACUACACCUACAUGGAUGCUGUCAGCGCCAAUCUCGGUGGGUUCAAAGUCAAGCUCUGUGGACUGGUUCAAUACGUGAACCUCUUUGGGGUUGCCAUCGGUUACACCAUUGCAUCUUCCAUUAGCAUGAUGGCUAUCAGUAGGUCCAAUUGCUUCCACAAGAACGGUGAGAAGAGCCCGUGCCAUGUCAACAGCACUCCUUACAUGAUUGCAUUCGGCAUCCUUGAGAUCAUCUUCUCUCAAAUCCCCGAUUUCGAUCAGCUGUGGUGGCUGUCCAUCGUUGCCGCUGUCAUGUCCUUCACCUACUCCACCAUUGGACUCGGCCUUGGUAUUGCCAGAGUUGCAGAGACGGGGAAUUUCAUGGGAAGUCUCACUGGAAUUAGCAUCGGCACCGUGACCUCCACACAGAAACUAUGGAGGAGCUUCCAGGCUCUUGGUGACAUUGCCUUUGCCUAUUCAUACUCCCUUAUCCUCAUCGAAAUUCAGGACACCAUCCGGUCCCCGCCAUCCGAAUCAAAGACGAUGAAGAAGGCGAGUCUAGUCAGCAUAGCAGUCACGACCCUUUUUUACAUGCUCUGCGGAUGCAUGGGCUAUGCUGCCUUCGGUGACAUGGCGCCUGGAAACCUCCUCACUGGGUUCGGCUUCUACAACCCAUACUGGAUGGUCGACAUUGCCAACGCUGCAAUCGUGAUCCACCUCAUCGGUACGUACCAAGUCUAUUGCCAACCCCUAUUCGCCUUCGUCGAGAAGGCCGCGAUCAAGAAAUUCCCCAACAGCCAGUUCAUCACGAGGGAUAUCGAAAUCCCAACCCUUGGUCUCCGUACUUACAAGCUCAACCUCUUCCGGUUGGUCUGGAGGACCGUCUUUGUGAUCAUGACCACCGUGAUCUCCAUGCUCCUUCCAUUCUUCAAUGACAUUGUUGGGCUGCUCGGAGCGCUGGGUUUUUGGCCCCUCACGGUCUAUUUCCCGGUCGAGAUGUACAUUAAGCAGAAGCAAAUACCCAAGUGGAGCACCAAGUGGGUGUGCCUUCAGAUUCUGAGCAUGGCUUGCCUAAUCAUCACCAUUGCUGCUGCUGCUGGUUCUGUCGCCGGUGUUGUUCUCGACCUCAAGUCCUAUAAGCCCUUCAACUAGUUAAAGAUUAUUUGGGCGCUCAUGUUCAUAACAAGGUUAAUCAUGGUGGUGGAAUUUGCUUUGUGAGAAAUUCUAGGCUUAGGUUUCAUUUUCACUGUGUAAUGUGUUUAGGGAACGGGAAGGGUCAUGCUAGCCUCUGCAUAUCGUGGUCCUCAUGAUAAGAAUGUACCUCUUCUAUUAUUUGUCAAUGGAAAUGGAAAGCUUCAAGAAAAAGGAAGUUCAAGGUCUUCUCUUUGCUCAUGUAGUUUGAUUUUGGGGGCUAUACACAAGUAAGUUUGCAAAAUAAAAAUCCUUCUUAUUGUCUUUA